AUGCCUGCCAUAGUCAACCUCCUUUUCAACAUGGUCUCCACCAACACCACCAUCGCCUUCACCGUGGUCCUCCCCAUGGUCAGCCUGGUGUCUCUCGUGGUCGGGGUCGGAGGUCACCUCCUGCUGUGGCUGGUGCUGGUGAGGAACCCCCGCAGUCGCUCCAAGCCAAGCUCCCUCCUGCUCCUCAACCUCAGCCUGGCGGACCUGGGCGCCCUGUUCACCCUGCCCUGCGUCCUCCUGAGUGCAAGCUUCCAGGACUGGCAGCUUGGUGGCGGGACCUGCGUCCUCCUGGGCUUCAUGACCUCAGUGACGGUGGGAGCUGAGAUCUUCAGCCUGGCAGCGCUGUCGGUGUUGAGGUAUCGUAUUGUGGCACAGCGGACGAGACCGCCUGCUAGCAUGAUACAAGUGUUAUGCACCGUUGUGGCUAUUUGGCUGGUCUCAGUAACCAUGGCUCUACCCAAGGUCACCUACAUCGACUUCGAUAAGGGUUGCACGUGGUCAGUGGGCCGAGACGAGUGGCUCUUCUUCCUGGUCCCUGCGUUCCUGCUCUAUUACGUGGCCCCUCUCCUCUGUAUCGCCCUCAACUGUGGCCUCAUCAUCUCUCACCUCCACAGCUGCAGGGGCACUCUGGCCGCCGACAGGCGCAACAAGAAGGCCACCGCUCUGCUGAUUGGUUCAAUGCUGGUUUUUGCAAUUAGCUGGCUGCCUUAUUAUGCACUUGAGUUUGUCAAUGUUAUGUCCCCUCAUGUCAACUCAGCCGCUUCUCCCAUAAACAGAAUCGGGCAUGAGCUCUCCGCCACUUUGUCGCCACCGCAUGUGACAUUCACCUCGACCGGGCCCAGCAUGGGAACUGAGACGACGGUGUCCCUGCUGUGGGAAGUGGCGUCCCUGACGGCCAUUUUGUUGGUGUGUCUGGCUCCAUGCUGGAACCCGCCUUUGUACUUCCUGUUGUCUCGUCCAGCUGUGCGCCAGCUCCGAGCUCUGCUGCCUUCCUUUUUUCAAAAGCACAUGGGCAACAAACCGGCGCAGCGCUGGCGUAUUGCCCCCGCUCCUAACUCACACCUGCCACAGCCACAGCCUCCCCUACAGUCAUUCACUCACCAAACCCUGACACGCAGUCUGACUCAGUAAAGUUAAACACUCAAAACAUAUCCCCAUGACAUAUUAUUUAUAUUUGCCAUCACAUCACAAAAAAAACAUACAUCUAAACAUGUGAGUCAUGGGUAUUUGUCUCAGCAUUUCAGCACUUCUCAGACAUAGCCAUAUGAGCUUUGCUUUUGCAAAAUGCAGUAAAUAUAUACAAAGGCUCCAGGCAACAGUGUGCGAGCCUCUCAGACAGAUGACUGUGUCAUAAACAGAACGCAUUAUGUGCCAUAAAAAACACAAGGUUUAUAAUCCUCAUCACCAUUCCGGAUUCUCUCAGCAACUCCCUGUCCCUGCAGAGGAGGAGCGCCUCACAUUCAGAGCCAUUUAGGAGAACAUUUUUGUGCAGAGCAAAAGAGUUUUCCUUAAUAUCAAAGAGCAUUAUCUUUCAAAUCGAGGUCACUGGGACCAUGCACAAAUCUUAACAGCCUUUUUCAGGGAGUGAGGGACGUCUGCUGAACCCGCAUUGAACCACCCAAGCACACGUAAACCAAAUCCCCAGUGGAGCUUUUAAACAGCCAUCCCUGAACUGCAUUAAAGAGAGCGUCCGAUAAGUAUGACAUAUAGCAUGUGUACAGUAUGAGAAGAGCCUUGCCUCCAUAUAGUGGAGUGUCAGUACACUCCAUCUUGUAGAUUACGUCAAGAAAUACAACCUUGUAUCUCUAUGACUAAGCCGUCUGGCAGGGUAAAAACACAACAGGGACACAGAGCGCCAUGCCCUUCUCCCUGUAAAGCUCUUGGCUGCAACAUUAUCAAAAUUCAAUGUCAUCUUAAUAACCCCGGUGAAAAAAAAGACCUCUUUGACUUAUGAGAAGCGUUAAUACAAGCUGAUUUGUUUUGUUCUGAGCUUGAAUGCGGAGAAGUGCUUAUUAAAUAGGGAUUUGGCACAAAGGAUCACAUCAGGAGAUGACGGCAUGUGAAAAUGACUUCUUAACAAGUGGAGCCCAUCUGCAUCCGGAGAGGUUUUAUAUCACACAUGUAAAGGGUAUGUCAUGUACUUCCAGAGGACAGGGGCUUUGUUUGACAAAUUGGCUGCGGGCGAGUAAUUGGAUUUCUUUGUUGUCAGGCUAUUAAUACAGAGAUGUAAAGCUGUGAUUCAAAUUUAUUGGGAUGUUGGAGUCACUCGAGGUGCCCUGAAAUGUUGUAUAAUGGGUUUGUUUUGCAACUAAAAUGGAAAAAACUACAACACAAUAGCAUUUUUACAGCAAUAGUUGGUGUUUUUCAUUUUCUUGCUAAAAGAUGAUUCUGACCGCUUGCACAUUAGUUGUUUUUUUGAUUUUUUUUUUUAAAAAUGAUGCUACAGACGGCAGGCUGUUAUCUUAUAUUAGCACAAAGACAGGAACGAGGGGGAUAACAAGUACAUAUCUGAGUGAAAGACCAACCUUAAAAAAAUUGUCCACAGGCUUCUGUAGGAGAGAGACGGGAAUGGUUUAACUUUUCAAUAUCACAUUACAAUCCGCACACAAAAAGUGAUUAAUACAUGUAAACUGCUACAGAUAAAAAGAGACCUUUUAAAUAGUUAGUUCUUUUUUUUUUUUCUUUUUUUUUUCAUAAAAUAUGACUACUUGUGGUUUUACAGUGGGUUGUGUUUCAGACAGUUUCUUGACCCGAAGCAGUGACUUCCUGGAGUCUCUUCAUUGCCGGACUUUGCAGAUUUUCUCACUCCAGUGUCGUACUUCAGUGUUCUGUGGUACAAGGCACAUAAACGUAGGCAACCUGACAAAUUAUUAUCAUAUAGUGCUUCCAGGUUUAUAAGUAACUGUAGAGACAAUGUAUAGUUUAAUCCAGGGGGACAUUGGAGCCUACUUCAACAAAACUAAAACAACAGCUUUAAUAACGGAUUAGCUUCCAUCAGACAACAGCCAUCAUUGGCAUUCAACCACAGUCUAGCUAAUGUCACUGUUGGAUAUGAUACUGUUGACACCUCAUGAUUAGGAAAGGCCUAAACUAAUUUGAGAAAUAUCGACACACAUCUUGGAGACAUCUCCCUCAACAUGAAAUUGAAAUAUUGGACAUUAUCAAGUUGUAAUGUUAGCUAAGAGGUUGUUGAAUGCUAGCAUCAGCUAACGAGUUACCAAAUGUGUUGUUUUACCUCGAAAUAUGUCCAAAUAUGCCUCCAGAUUUGUACUAUGAAUCACCCUUUCAGUUGCAGAUUAACUGGGAUGCUAUUCAAUGACAGCCAUUUGUCAGAUUACCUUUAUGUUCAUAUGACUUUCAACGAAGAAAAGGGCUGUCAUGUGAGGUCUAUCCUUUCCUCUGUUUCCUGACUUUAAAUAAACUAAGCUAAGCUAAGCUACGAUUCAUAUUUAGCAAACAGUUAAGUUUGUAUAAGAUAAGAA
Acanthopagrus latus (yellowfin seabream) is the source of this 3482-nucleotide messenger RNA. Its product is annotated as galanin receptor type 1. NCBI's taxonomy places the organism in Eukaryota, Metazoa, Chordata, Actinopteri, Spariformes, Sparidae. Gene Ontology annotation, cellular component: membrane. Gene Ontology annotation, biological process: G protein-coupled receptor signaling pathway. Gene Ontology annotation, molecular function: G protein-coupled receptor activity. The transcript has 2 exons. The record is from RefSeq and is a predicted model, not a curated record. The coding region runs from base 1 to 1131 and encodes 376 amino acids.